UGAGAGAGUGGAGUUUGUAUGAUGCCUCUCCCCCUGUUCUGUAGAGAGAGAGAGUGGAGUUUGGAUGAUCUCUCUCUCUCUCCUCCUGUUCUGCAUGAGUUCCGUCCAGGUUAUCCAGUUUCUUCCCAGAGCUAAAACAAACACACCUCACAGUGUAACCGGCAAUAGCCAAAACAUCACAAAUGAUGAUAAAUCACGUGGACAUUCCUGAACCCUCUCCCGUUUCCGAGACGCCUGCAAGUUGCAGGGUGUGGGGCGUCCCGUUCACCGCCGAAUCUCGUAACGCGCGCUAGCGGAUCGGCAUUAACGUUAUUUAGAAAGGCGUCGUUACUCACCGCAGAGAACCACAGAGACACGACCGCCGCUCUCUACGACAGCUGGCGCCAAACUGUGCCGAACGCCCCUUCAGCGUGGCCUUGCGGGAGCCUCGGCACGUCUUCCUACCCGAAGACGUGCAGGUAAAAUUACCUUAUUUUUUUCUUCAGAUUCCGUUCUGAUGAUGUACACCUACGUCGUCAGAAUGAAAAGAAAACCCGAUGACGUACACGUACGUCAGAGUGUGAGUACGUCAUCGGAAUGGGAAAGGGGUUUCACCCUAUAGGAAUCCCACACGCGAGCAAACGUCACUCUCGCUACUACGAAAAACCUGGCAGGACCCUCCCCGAGAGAGAGCCACUACCCGGCGAUGUCGGUGAACGCUGGCACACAGGCGCUUGUGGCAGCGUUCGCCGACGUCAUCAGCGCAGCAGCGGCGCCAAUAACGACCACGGUGCCGUCGGCGAAUGCCGGCGACGCGAUGCGUGCGUGCGGCAGCGGCGACCCCGAGCGCACGGACCUGUGGGGCAACUCGGCGCUGCACCUGGCGGCGGGCGCUGGCCACCUGGAGUGCGUGUCCUUCCUGGCCGACAUGGAUGCAGGCCUCUGGGCCCUGGACAACAACUUCCACUCGGCGCUGGAGCUGGCGGCGCUGCGGGCCAACUCGGACUGCGUGGCGCUGCUCGACGCCGCCAUCGCCGACAGGGGGCGCAAGGACCCGCGCGGGGUCACGCGCGCCAAGGAGAAGGCGCGGCGGGAAGCGGAGAAGCGCGUCGGCGAGACCACGAAGCUGCAGGAGAAGCACCAGAAGCGCAUGGAGCGAACCGCCGCGGCGUCAGGGACCCAGGGCCGGGCGGCCGCGCCGGCGGUCGGCUCGCGCCGGGGCUUCGGCACCUUCGGCACAUUCGCGCGCAUCCAGGCGAAGCUCAAGAUCGGCACGGUGUCGCGCGCCGGCGGGCAGAAGGAAGCCGGCGGCGCCGGUGGCGCCGGCGAGACGGGCGGCGAGACGGGCGACGACGCGGAGCCGGGCAAGCGUGGAGACGGAUGGGAGAAGGCGGCGGGAGGCUCGAUGCUCGAGGAGCAGCACUCGGAAGAAGACGCGAGCCAGGAGUCGGUGUUUAACCGCCCGGGGCUCGGCAACAUGGUGUUCCGUCGCAACUUCCUGAGCGGCGGAGCGUACAACGUGGACUCGGAGAGCGUGAGGGGCCAGCGCAACGCGGCCCCGGCCUCCUCCUCCUCCUCGGCCGACGCGACGGGAGCCGCUUCCUCGGAGCGGCCCGGCGCGUUGCUGGCACACCGGGAAGACGGCGGCUCGUCCGCGCUGGCGCUGCAAGCCAUGUGGGACAUGCUGGACGAGGAGGGCGAGCCGGCUUCGGGCGACGGCGUAGAGAUGCCCUGGGAGGACGCGGAACUGGACCUGGACGACAACGGCGGUGGCGGCGACGGCGACGGCGGCGGCGACGGCGGCGACGACGACUGCGGCCCUCUGGACGCCUUCCUGGCGUCGGCCGGCGCGGAGGAGUUUGCGCCGGCGUGCCGCCGGGAGCGCCUCGACCUCGAGGCGAUGCUCCUCUGCUCCGAGGGCGACCUCGCCACCCUGGGCCUGCCGCUUGGGCCUCGCAAGCGCGUGAUGGCGGCCGUCGACAAGCGCAGGAGGGCGCUGGCCACGCCGGCGGGCGUGGCUCGCGACACCAAGCUGUGAUGGAGAGAGAGGAGAGAGAGAGGGACCAACGUGGACGCUCGUGCCCGCCGCCGCCGCCGCCGCGUUGGGUUUUCCAGCGGCCGCGCGAGGGCGCGUCGCGCUCCGUCACGGCCGCGGCGACGGCCGUGACGGAGCACGUCAUCGACGUCGUCGUCGUCGUGAGCUCUCCGUCGUGUCUUUCCGGGUCAAGCCGCCGUUCGGCGCGAUGUCCGACAUUUCACUCCACGUGCCAACGGUAGAUUCUUCUUCAAAAGCCCCUGGCGCAGAGGGAAACGACUGCCGAGGGUCAAGGCGCAGUCCUGCGACUGCUGGCUGGAGCCACUGCUGACGGGCAAAGGGGCCUCCACCAGAGUGAGCUCUGGAGAGCCCCUCCACAGGGUGUUGGGCCUACUCUUCCUCGCUUGGUCACGUGUCUUGCGGAAGGCGGGAGUUAGCCAAGUGUUGCCACGCCACAGGCAACGUGGCGAAUCCACUUCUUCGUCUUCGGGUUGUACGGCCGCGAUGGAGGCGCAGCAGAGCCGACAAACUUACAAUUUCACGUUCGGGUGGCCAAGUCAGACAAACCGCGUGGGGAGUAGCGGAGCAGUCGCGGCGGUAGUGUGUACCGCCCCUGGGACGGCCUCCUUUGUAUUCGUGGACCGGGGUUCAUUGCGCGCGUUUUCCGUUGUGGCUACGGUCUCCGUUCUGGACGACCAGUCACGGCACGCCGCUACUGGAAGAGUUUUGUUUUGACAUUCUUCAUUUGCCCAUCAGGCAUCGUCCGUAUCUACUGCCAUGGUUUGUGCAGUGGGCGCUGUCUGGGGUGGACCCACGAGCUUGGUCGGGAGAUCAAACCCAAGGGAUCUUCUGUUUUGGGUCUUUCGCAUGCAGAAGAUCCCCUGGGGUUUGAUCUGCCACGAAGGGCGUGGUCCACCCCUAAACCGCAUCCACUGCACGCAACAUGGCAGUCGAAGUGGAUGAUACCCGAUGGGUUAAUGGGAAAACUAAAACAAACCUCUCCAGCAGUGGUGCGACUGUGACUUAACGGUUGUGAAUGAGCAAGCUCAAGUUAGACAUUAUUAGUAAGCAGGGGCGGAGCCAGGAUUUUGACUUUGGGGGGUUGCUGACUUCAAUAUUCUGAGAUGUCCAGUGUUUAUGUUUUCCAAUGGGCGCCACAAAUGUAUAAAACAAAUUUUAUUGGAUUUGAAC
This is a messenger RNA of Petromyzon marinus (sea lamprey), 3205 nucleotides long. RefSeq names its product ankyrin repeat and SAM domain-containing protein 4B-like. NCBI's taxonomy places the organism in Eukaryota, Metazoa, Chordata, Hyperoartia, Petromyzontiformes, Petromyzontidae. Gene Ontology annotation, molecular function: protein binding. The record is from RefSeq and is a predicted model, not a curated record.